Molecule: messenger RNA, 1110 nt
Organism: Cottoperca gobio
Lineage: Eukaryota; Metazoa; Chordata; Actinopteri; Perciformes; Bovichtidae
Gene: ora4
Product: olfactory receptor class A related 4
Exons: 2
Coding region: 1-1110 (369 amino acids)
Biological process (GO): G protein-coupled receptor signaling pathway
Cellular component (GO): membrane
Molecular function (GO): G protein-coupled receptor activity
Source: RefSeq, a predicted model, not a curated record
AUGUCAGAGGUCCUCACUGUAGAGGCUAUUUUGUUUGGGCUCUUGGUCUUCUCUGGUAUUCUGGGAAACAUUUUGGUCAUCCAUGUGGUGUUUCAGUCAGCCGCUGAGAGUCCAUCUCGGAGACUCCCUCCCUCUGACACUAUUUUGGUGCACCUGUCACUGGCUAACCUGCUGACCUCCCUUUUUCGCACGGUGCCCAUCUUUGUGUCGGACCUGGGCUUGGAUGUGUCUCUGUCACCGGGCUGGUGCCGAAUCUUCAUGCUGCUGUGGGUGUGGUGGCGAGCUGUGGGCUGUUGGGUGACUCUGGCACUUAGUGUCUUCCACUGCACCACCCUGAGGCGGCAUCACAUUACCUUUGGACCUCUCGCACAGCAGAGGGAGAGGCUGCGGGUCUGGAUCGUUCUGGGGCUGGUGUGGGGGGCAAACCUGGUCUUCUCUAUUCCAGCUCUGAUAUAUAGCACCCAUGUUCACGGCAACGCCACCGUGGAGCUGAUGGUGAUCAGCUGCACCACCAGGCCUCUCCUGGGCUGUGUCUGGGAGUUCCCCUCCAUUCAACAGGGCUCAGCCUUCGCGUCCUCCUCGCUGGCACUUAAUGAAGUGUUGCCACUGGUGCUGAUGGUUUGCACCAACCUGGCCACACUUCAUGCUCUGGCAAAGCACAUCCGAGCUGUUACCUCAGGAGGAGAGUCAGGAGGAACCCACGGGGAGCAGGACAAACACGUGUCAACUGAGCGCAAAGCAGCUCAUGUAAUCAUGUUGCUGGUGUCACUCUUCGUGGUCUGCUGGGUGCUACAGGUUGCUGCGGUGACGUACUACAACCAUGAUGGGGGACACCACGCUGAAGGGCUGCUGACUGUGGCCCACUUCUCUGCCUCGCUGUUUGUAGGAUUCAGUCCCAUGGUGGUGGCCCUGGGACAUGGCAAGCUGAGGAAGAGAAUCAUCAGUAUGAUCCUGAUCUGGUCUAAAGUUCUGAAAUGUCACAGGGAGGACACUGAAGAGGGGGGUAAAUCCCUAAAGACUGAAGGAAAGAACGGAAAACAAAUCGUUUUUAUUGUUCAAAAAGAAAGGAAGGUCAUAAAAGUGAAGGGGAAAGUUAAAGCAAACAAAUGA